Messenger RNA from Soboliphyme baturini, 291 nucleotides. NCBI's taxonomy places the organism in Eukaryota, Metazoa, Nematoda, Enoplea, Dioctophymatida, Soboliphymatidae. The record is from the annotation of a GenBank genome assembly.
AUGGCUUGGAUUUACGUGGUAGUAGCCGCUCUGUUGUUUUUGGACGGAGGCCGAUCAGCCGAGGGACCAGGUAGACAAGAAUUAGUCGGCGAUUAUUCGACACGUUCAGGUGCUGACCUUUUAGAAAAUUCCUCGGCACAAAUAAAACAGCGACACCGGCGUCAAUAUGGCAUGUUUGGACCAUUCGGUUACGGAGGGCCGGGAAUGGGCAUAUCGCGCGAUUUAAUGGCCAUGGGAAUGGGCCUACAAGGCCUUGGUGAGCUUGGAUAUGCGGCCGAUAUGUUGUUUUGA